Messenger RNA from Phaedon cochleariae (mustard beetle), 2595 nucleotides. NCBI's taxonomy places the organism in Eukaryota, Metazoa, Arthropoda, Insecta, Coleoptera, Chrysomelidae. The record is from the annotation of a GenBank genome assembly.
AGCUGAAUGUCGGCCAAUCAUCAAUGGACGGGUGAUUUGAUAACUUUUCUCGAGUGGUGUUUGCGUGUCAUGUAUUUGAAUAAAAAACAUGGUUCAAGCCGGUUCGAAGAAAGCACCUCCCUCAAAAAUAAAUAGUAAAGCAGGAAUAAGCAGUUUAAUAAUAUUUGUCGUCCUCCUCCUAGCAUGGAUCGCCGGUUUCUCUUCACGGCUUUUUGCCGUAAUAAGAUUCGAAAGUAUUAUCCAUGAAUUCGACCCUUGGUUCAAUUACAGGGCAACUGCUUACAUGGUAAAACAUGGAUUUUACAAUUUCUUGAACUGGUUUGAUGAGAGGGCAUGGUACCCUCUGGGACGUAUCGUGGGGGGAACGGUGUACCCCGGCUUGAUGUUGACAUCAGGCAGUAUACAUUAUUUGUUACAUUUACUUCACAUCAACGUUCACAUUCGUGACGUUUGCGUUUUUUUAGCGCCCAUAUUCAGUGGCCUUACUUCAAUAUCCACCUAUUUUCUAACUAAAGAACUAUGGUCUCCAGGUGCUGGUUUAUUUGCUGCCUGUUUCAUUGCCAUUGUGCCUGGUUAUAUAAGUAGAUCAGUGGCUGGAAGUUAUGAUAAUGAAGGCAUUGCCAUUUUUGCAUUGCAGUUCACCUAUUUCCUCUGGAUCAAAGCUGUCAAGACUGGGUCCGUGUUCUGGGCAGUUGCUGCCUCAUUAUCAUACUUCUAUAUGGUUUCGGCAUGGGGGGGAUACGUUUUCAUCAUAAACUUGAUCCCGCUGCACGUGUUCGUCUUGUUGUUGAUGGGCAGGUUCUCCAACAGGGUGUUCACCAGCUACACCACCUUCUACAUCUUGGGGUUGAUUUUCUCCAUGCAGAUUCCGUUCGUAGGGUUCCAGCCGAUCAGGACGAGCGAACAUAUGGCAGCCGGAGGUGUUUUCGCUCUUAUGUUCGCCGUGGCCUUCUUGAAAUACCUUCAAUCGAUGAUGUCCAAAUCGGAAUUCAAAACUUUGGUGGUGUUCGGAGGAAUAGCGUCCGCGGCAGUCGUAUUCUUGUCGGUGGUUCUUCUCACCUACGCUGGAUACGUGGCACCAUGGAGUGGCAGAUUCUACUCUCUUUGGGACACAGGCUACGCCAAAAUUCACAUUCCUAUCAUCGCGUCUGUAUCUGAACAUCAACCUACCACGUGGUUCUCCUUCUUUUUCGAUCUACACAUCUUGGUCGCCACUUUCCCUGCUGGACUGUGGUAUACCAUCAAGAACAUAAACGAUGAAAGGGUGUUUGUGGUGUUGUACGCCUUGAGCGCUGUCUAUUUUGCCGGCGUCAUGGUGCGAUUGAUGCUCACCCUCACGCCCGUCGUCUGUAUACUGAGUGGCAUCGCGUUCUCCGGCCUGCUCGAGUUGUUCCUGCGCGAAGACGACAGCGCUAGGAUGGAAGAGAGCGAAGAAGAGGAGCAGAGCACGCCGAGCAAGCGGAUGUACGACAAGGCCGGCCGAGUGCCGAAGAUGAAACACGAGCAAUCCAAGGACACUUCGGACGGCAUCGGUCCCAACCUGCGCAGCAUCGUCACCGUCGUCGUCCUCCUCCUUCUCAUGCUGUUCGCCGUCCAUUGCACGUGGGUGACCAGCAACGCCUACUCGAGCCCGAGCAUCGUGCUCGCUUCCUACGGCAACGACGGCACCCGACAGAUCCUCGACGAUUUCCGCGAGGCGUACUUCUGGCUGUCGCAGAACACGGCGGACGAGGCGCGAGUGAUGAGCUGGUGGGACUACGGUUACCAGAUAGCCGGCAUGGCCAACCGCACCACCCUGGUGGACAACAAUACGUGGAACAACAGCCACAUCGCUCUCGUAGGCAAGGCGAUGUCGUCGAACGAGAGCGCCGCCUACGACAUCAUGACGGCCUUGGACGUCGACUACGUGCUGGUCAUCUUCGGCGGCGUCAUCGGCUACUCGGGCGACGACAUCAACAAGUUCUUGUGGAUGGUCAGGAUAGCGGAGGGGGAGCAUCCGAAGGAUAUUAGGGAGAGCGACUACUUCACCGAACAAGGCGAAUUCCGCAUCGACGCCGAGGGCUCCCCCACCCUCCUCGACUGUCUCAUGUACAAGCUGAGCUACUACCGCUUCGGCGAACUCAAACUGGACUACAGAACGCCGGCUGGGUUCGACCGUACGCGCAACGCCGUCAUCGGUCACAAGGACUUUCAGCUGACGUACCUCGAGGAGGCCUACACCACCGAGCAUUGGUUGGUGAGGGUGUACAGGGUGAAGAAACCGGAUGAAUUCAACAGACCGAGAAUUCCAGUGGCCAACAGGGUCGUGAAAUCUACGAACUACGUUUCCAAAAAGAAUACGAAACGUAAGAAGGGUUUGAUCAAGAAUAAGCCAGUCAUAGUGAAAGGAAAGAGGCUGUCUUCAAGGCAGUGAAGAUUUUCGAAGAAGCUUAAAUAUUUUUGUUGUUACAGAUUGCAUUAUCAUUACAAAUCAUUCGACCCAUGAUGAACUGAAUAAUACAAUGAAGUUGAGAAAGUUUGCUUUUGUUUUCAAGUUCCGAAAUUAAAAUUUGGAUGUCCGUUCACUGUGUGGAAGUUAUAUAUAUUUUUUGCACU